UUUGCAUCCAACAUUUAUUAUUCCUUGUUGUUUUAAAAUGAGCCAUUAUAUAUAGCUCAAAACCUUUCUCCAGGAUGGAUCCAGAAUGAUUAUUAUAUAUAUCCUAAUAAUAGUAUUAUCCUCCUGAUUCUUUAUGUAUGGGGUAUAUAUGAAUGAUGUACAUAUAUAAAAUAACUUCCUGAUGAUCGAUUUUUCAUGGAUGGUGUUUUAAUUUAUUGCAAUUUCUUGCAAGAAGCAUAAAAAUGGCUGUAAGGGCUGUCCCUGUUUCAGAAAAGCAUCUUCUUGAUAAUGUACCAGAAAAUGACGGAGCUAAGUUCUGCCUCCCCACUUCUGCCCAAGGCGGCGGAGAAAAUGGAAAUGUCGACGGGAGAAGAGGCGUGAAGAUGUGGAGGGAGAAGGAGAAGAGGUUUGUGGUGAUGGGUCACAGAGGAAAUGGGAUGAAUAUGCUGGAGUUAUCCGAUCGGAGAAUGAAGGCUAUCAGAGAGAAUACAAUCCGUUCUUUCCUGAACGCCGGAAAAGUUGGUCUUGAUUUCGUUGAAUUCGACGUCCAGGUGACAAAGGAUGGUUUUCCGGUAAUUUUCCAUGAUGUCUUCCUCUUUACCGAAGAAAAGGGCUUAAUCACUGAGAAGAGAGUUACAGAUCUCAGUUUGGAUGAGUUCCUUUCCUAUGGACCCCAAAGGAGUGCAGAAAAUGUUGGAAAGCCGAUAUAUCGAAAAACGAAAGGAGGGACAAUCUUUGAAUGGGCUGUUGAAGAUGAUGAUCAUCUAUGCAUACUGAAAGAUGUAUUUCAGAGCGUUAAUGACUCCUUAGGCUUUAACAUUGAACUGAAGUUCGACAACAACAGAGUUUACACAGAAGCAGAGCUUGUAAGAGUUAUUCAAGUGAUCAUGCAGGUUGUAUUGGAUGAUGCUAAAGAGAGAGUGAUAAUGUUUUCAACUUUUCAUCCUGAUGCAGCCCUAUUAAUCCGCAAGCUACAAAAUCUCUACCCUGUUUUCUUCCUAAGCAAUGGAGGAAAUGAACUGCACUCAGACUCGAGAAGAAACUCAUUAGAAGAGGCGGUAAAGCUGUGUUUGGCAGGGGGGCUCCAAGGAAUUGUCUCAGAGGUGAAAGCCAUACUGAGAAAUCCUGGUGCAAUUACCAAAAUUAAAGACUCCCAUCUUUCUCUCAUAACAUAUGGUCAGCUCAAUAAUGUGGGUGAGGUUGUGUACAUGCAACGCAAUAUGGGCGUUGAGGGCGUCAUCGUUGAUGUUGUUGAAGAGAUUAUGGAAACGGUAUCGGAACUCGACGACAGAGACGGUGGUGAAAGGGGUCAAGCUUUGUGCAUAGAUGAGAAGACGGUGCUAAUGGAGAAAAUGGAUCGCCAUUGCUCUAAGGAAGAAAUCUUGUGUUUAUUCAGCCUUCUCCCUCAACUGCUGCAUCAGUGGUGUUGAAGGAGUGCAUCUUGUGUUUAUUCAGAUAUUCAUUUUUUAAAAAAGUUUCAUACGAUGUACUGCAUAGUAUAUCAUGUGUUCGGAUUUUUUUGUUGGAGAGAUUUUUUUGUUGGAGAAAGUUGCAUAUUUUUUCUCGUAAUUUAUGGAGAUACAUGUUUAUUGGCGGUCACUACAAAAACGUACGGGAUUGGCG
Messenger RNA from Cuscuta europaea, 1623 nucleotides. NCBI's taxonomy places the organism in Eukaryota, Viridiplantae, Streptophyta, Magnoliopsida, Solanales, Convolvulaceae. The record is from the annotation of a GenBank genome assembly.